AUGCUUCUGUUGUUAAUCGAAUUGGCCUUACAGGUCACUGCUGUGGCAGCGCAAGUCGGUGAUUCUUCACCCUUCUUAUUCAGGUCUAAGGGCAACCCGAUCUUAUCCAACGGGUUGUGGUACUCUGGGGACCCUGCCCCUUUGGUCGUCAAUGGCACGCUUUAUAUCAUCACCGGACGUGAUAGCGCACCGUCCAAUGAAUAUGCCUUCGUGAUGAACCAAUGGGGGAUGUUUGCCUCGUCGUCCGCGAAGCCCGAAGGGGGCGAGUGGACCUUGUAUCCCGACAUUGCCGACCCCCAGGAGCUAUUCGCCUGGGCUGAAUCCGGUAGUGCAUAUGCCGCGCAAGUUGUGCAGGGUCCUGAUAGCCGAUUCUACAUGUACGCCCCGGUUACUCAAGCCGAGAGCACUAACCAAGAUACCUUCGCGAUCGGCGUUGCCGUCUCGGACGCCCCGACUGGCCCCUUCCAGGACGCCCACCCUUCAGGGCCGAUCUUCUCACAGUCUGUGCCACCACCGGGCAAUACGAUUCAGAAUAUCGAUCCCACCGUCCUGGUUGAUGACGACGGGCAAGUGUAUAUCUACUUUGGAACUUUUGGGCAGCUUCUCGGAUAUCAACUUGACUCCGAUAUGGUCACGGUGAAAUCGAAUGUGACGCAAGUCACUAGCCUGACGGGAUACUUUGAGGCACCCUGGUUGAUGAAGCGACACAGUAUCUACUACAUGCUCUUUGCAGCGAACAAUGCUGCACUGGAUUCUCCUUGUACCCCGACCUCAUACCACGCGUGUAUAGCGUACGGAACCGCGUCCUCCCCCAUGGGCCCUUGGACAUUCCAAGAUGUAAUCCUUCCGAUUGUAUCCUCCACCACUUCUCAUCCUGGCGCUGUCGAGUGGAAUGGUGAAUGGUAUUUGGUGUACCACACUGCGGACGCGGUGGGAGGAGGCCAUUUCCGGCGGAGUGUUGCCUUUGACAAGCUCGCCUGGGAUGAUAGUCAAACCCCUGCUAGGAUAGAUGUGAUUCAACAAACCCUUGAACCCAGGUCACCGGCUCCGCCUACAUAUAACGUGGCACCCCAAGCGGUAGCAAGUUCUAUAAAUCCGACUCCUAUUCAAUACUGGGUAAAGGCCUUGAAUGAUGGGGUGGUCCGUGAGAACCCUCUCCCACCUGAUUACUGGUGCUCCUACGACGCGGCGAACUCCCCCGAGAUCAGCACGCUCGUUUAUAUUUGGAAUGAGACGGUGCAGCUGAAUGGGGCAUCCAUGGUAUUUUUCGCCGAUCAACCUGCCGGAGCGGACGUGGGCGUUGCUCCUCCUCAGGAAUGGUAUAUCGAGUACAAGGACAACUCGGACACGUGGCAACGGGCCAUGAACACCUCGUUGUAUCCCCUAGAAGUGAUUGAUAAACCGGAAAGAGUGACAUUCGAGACGGUGUAUACUAGUGCGAUACGCGCAAUUUUAGUUGCCUCUGGUGCUAAGGGGCAAUAUGCUGGUGUUGGCGUGAAGGAGUGGGAGGCGUUGUCAACCACUCUGCACUUGUAUUGA
This is a messenger RNA of Aspergillus alliaceus, 1539 nucleotides long. Its product is annotated as glycosyl hydrolase. Lineage: Eukaryota; Fungi; Ascomycota; Eurotiomycetes; Eurotiales; Aspergillaceae. The record is from RefSeq and is a predicted model, not a curated record. Gene Ontology annotation, biological process: carbohydrate metabolic process. Bases 1 to 1539 code for a protein of 512 amino acids. The transcript has a single exon. Gene Ontology annotation, molecular function: hydrolase activity, hydrolyzing O-glycosyl compounds.